Molecule: messenger RNA, 387 nt
Organism: Perkinsus marinus ATCC 50983
Lineage: Eukaryota; Perkinsozoa; Perkinsida; Perkinsidae
Exons: 3
Coding region: 1-387 (128 amino acids)
Source: RefSeq, a predicted model, not a curated record
AUGGAUACUUCGAUCGCCUCUCCCGUUCUUGAGGAGGCUCCUGCACCCAAAUUGCAGCUCAAUGCCAAGCGAAAAUGUGCCCUAGUAGUAGGAGUCAAUGGCAGUGAAUCGAGAGAGCCCAACAGUCCUAUAGGGUACCUCGAGUCUGAUGACGGAGCUCUAGUGUAUCCGAAUAAUGCCAAGUACCGAGUCUUACAGAUGGAUGCUGAUAACUGUGAUCGUAUAGACUAUGUCGAGUCAGACGUGCUAGGGGCUACGAAGAGGGCUGGUGUCGUAAAGUAUCCAGAGGUGGUGGAUGCUAUCAAUAAGGAGCUACCUAGAGAGGUUAAGGUCUUCAACUGCAACUUCAACUCCAAUGCCCAGAAGUCAUGUAGUACUCGUUACUAG